Messenger RNA from Anopheles stephensi (Asian malaria mosquito), 1697 nucleotides. RefSeq names its product DNA polymerase epsilon subunit 2 (gene DNApol-epsilon58). NCBI's taxonomy places the organism in Eukaryota, Metazoa, Arthropoda, Insecta, Diptera, Culicidae. The record is from RefSeq and is a predicted model, not a curated record. Gene Ontology annotation, biological process: DNA-templated DNA replication; error-prone translesion synthesis. Gene Ontology annotation, cellular component: epsilon DNA polymerase complex. The transcript is spliced from 3 exons. Gene Ontology annotation, molecular function: DNA binding. The coding region runs from base 91 to 1656 and encodes 521 amino acids.
ACCAGCAAAACAUAAAGGCGCGAAUGUUUGCUUGACAGCAGCAGUGUGAAAUUUGAUUUGUGAAUAACAACAAAACACCGGGAGCAGAAAAUGAGCGAAAUAUCUCGACUAAAAACACAAAUAACUACACGGUUUUCGCUCGGCGGGUUCCAAAUACGAAGUGAAGCAAGCACGUUCCUUGCCCAACAGCUGCUUCCGCUUGAUGAGACGGAACGCAAGAAAUGGAUUACGAACGUCGCAAACCAUGUUCAGGGCCAGUGCUUGAGCCUGCCGGUGGUUGAAAAACAGCAUAUCGAACUGGCUAUUAAAGAGGCCAACAACACGGGCUUGGAUGAUACGGAGACGAUAUUUCGUGUCAUAAGCGCCUUCGAUGUGCCUGCGUUCGUUUAUUGUGAAGAGAAAAAAAAGUUCCUGCCAGACACGAGCAAGAAAAGCUUAUUGGCGAUACCGGAUGCGAAAUCGCACUACAUCCGCGAACGAUACUGGCUGCUGUGGCAAAGGACAUGCCGCCACGAAUCUUUUUCCCAGCGGAUGGCACCGGGUGCGGCUGAAAUGGGCAAGAAAAGCAGAUUGAUUCUGCGCAAAGUCGAAAACAUUCUCUCAACGUCCAAGAUGAACGACGUCGUCCUGCUGGGGCUUCUGACGCAGCUUACGGAAGGUCGCUACUACCUGGAAGAUCCCACCGGGUCCAUUCCGAUCGAUAUUAGCACGGCCCGCUUCUCGUCCGGUUUGGUUUGUGAGGGCUGUUUUCUCCUUGCGUACGGCAAAUAUCGGGACGGUGUACUGAAAGUCGAUGAGAUUGGUUUCCCGUUCCCCGAGCCGGCCGCUAAUAGUAGAGCUUUUUUUGGAUCUGUCAACAGUUGGGGAGGUGCUUCGAAGACGUUGCUAAAGUACUCACGGAAUUUGGGCGAACUGGAGAAAGCUAACCCUGAGCACAGCAUUGUCUUUUUGUCCGACUGUUGGUUAGAUAGUCCGGUGGUAAUGGAAAAGCUGAAUCUAUUGCUGCGAGGCUACGAUGAAUUUCCACCCGUAGCAAUAGUUCUGAUGGGACCGUUCGCAAAGGCGAACGAAAAUGUGUACGCGCUGAAAAGCCUUUUUCAAAAGCUGGGUGAAAUUUUGUCCGAGUGUGAGAAGCUCAAAGUACAGACCGAUUUGGUUAUAGUACCUUCCAUCGACGAUCCGGCUGCAGCGAACAUUUUGCCCCGGCCACCGAUACCGGAUACAUUAACGGCGGAGCUAAAGAAACGAUACCCCAGAACUAUUCUAACGACCAACCCUUGUCGUUUGCAAUACUGCACGCAACAGAUCGUGGUGUGUCGGGCCGACUUAGUAACGAAACUAUGCCGAAAUACGAUACAUUUUCCCAAGGAAGGACUGCUGGAAACGCAUUUUGCCCGGACACUUAUUGAUCAGAGCACCCUAGCACCGCUUACUCCCAUUGCUUUCCCAACACACUGGAACUAUGAUGCGGCUCUGUCUCUCUACCCAUUGCCGGAUCUGAUCGUUAUCGGUGAUCCAUGCCAAGGGUUUCACACUACUGAGCAGGACUGUACGGUGAUGAACGUAGGGUCCUUUCCGAAGUCAAAGUUUGCAUUCAAAGUGUACUAUCCUUCUAGCAAAAUUGUCGAAGAUUCACAAAUACCUGAUGAAGAAUAAACGUAAGGUAAUCGUUUUGAAUAACAUCGUAGUGGAAAGGC